AUCUCAAUGUUGCAGUUCACACAAUUUGACAAAACCAUUUUAAAUUAUUCUUUUUCGAGAGAGAGAGAGAGAGAGAAAGAGAGGGUUUAAGGCGAGAGGUUUAAGAUCGGCAGCCAUGGAGCACUUCUCCUCACAAGCAAACCCUAGCUCCACCUCCACCGCUUCCAGCCGCGCGAUGUCUCCUUCAAAUUCACUCCAAUCCGACCAAUCCAAACCCGGAUCCGAUCCCGCAGACCGCCCCGAAGCCCUAAUUCGAGAGUCCCCUGAUCCACCCAAACCAGACGAAAAAUCCCCAAUUUCGGAAGAUUCGACCGGAGAAGGGGGCGGCGGCGGCGAUGGAGAAGGAGUGGAGGAGGAGGAGGAGGGCGAGUGCGGAUUCUGCUUGUUCAUGAAAGCGGGCGGUUGCAGAGAGACGUUCACUGAUUGGGAGAAGUGCGUGGAGGAAGGGGAGAAGAACAAGGAGGAUAUCGUGGAGAAAUGCUUUCAGGCGACGUCUGCUCUGAGGAAGUGUAUGGAGGCGCACUCCGAUUACUACGCGCCGCUGCUGGAGGCGGAGGAGGCGGCGGUGAAGCAGCUGGAGGCGGAGAAGGAGAAGGAGACGGAGAAAUCGACCGAUCAAGCGGCGGAAGAGAAAUCGGAUGAUUCUGAGAAGAAGGCAGCGACUUGAAUUUGACUAAUACGUUUUCAGAUCGAUUUCAAUUAUGAGGUCGAGGUAAUUUAAUUGGGAGAAUUUCUGAGUUUCUUGAUGAUAGGAAAUUGUUAUCCCCGCAAUAAAAUGCACUGAAUUUUUUACUGGGAAA
This is a messenger RNA of Salvia miltiorrhiza (redroot sage), 800 nucleotides long. RefSeq lists its product as uncharacterized. The record is from RefSeq and is a predicted model, not a curated record. The transcript has a single exon. Bases 116 to 667 code for a protein of 183 amino acids. NCBI's taxonomy places the organism in Eukaryota, Viridiplantae, Streptophyta, Magnoliopsida, Lamiales, Lamiaceae.